CGGAACUAGAAAUCUUUUGUGUUCGGCCAUGUUGUUGAGACCCUGUUUUGAAUGAAAACGAAGCUAUAUUGCUGGUUUUAGUUUCAUCCUAAACGACGUGGUUUUUGUAAAAUAUGAUCCUUGGAUGAAAUAUUAUUGAUUUACAAGUGGAGGAAAGUGGAGCUAAAAAGAGGACUGUCAUUUUAAUAAUAAGGAACUAACCGGGGAUAUUUUCUAUCAUGAACUGUUGUAAUUAUGAUACUACCGAAAGUUUGAAAUCCUUCGUUUACAAGUGAUAAAUUAAGUGAAAGGAAUACAGUAAGAGGUUAUUAAUACUUUUUACUCUACAUCCAUCUGGUUAGAGGAUUUACGGGAGCAAAAACUUCGUCCUCACAAGAAAUUGUUUGGCGUUCGAAAAUGAGGCCUGCUUCUGCGAAUGCCUUUCGGAGUCAAGUACAUGCUAUUCAAACGUGGUUUACAGAGUGGAAUGAAUGUGAGAGAACGAUCGCUUUGUACUCUCUCCUGCGACAGAUGACGCCAAUUCAUGCAAGGUUUUUGUCUGUUGUUAUGGAACACACAUUUCGUGACCAAGCAUAUCGUACGCAGAUGUAUGAAAAUCAGGCAAAUGACAAAGAUUUUCUUAUUCGUCUAAGUUCAAAAUCGCGAGACGAGGCAGUGAAGCAGCUUUUGGUUCAUCUCCCUCUCCUUCAACCAGGAAACCACGCUGCAAGGAAAGAAUACCUCAAUAUUCUUCCUGAUGUCUUGUCUUAUUCACACAACCAAGGUGUUCAUGAAGACGAAUGCCGACAGCUCCUAUCACUUGCCUUAGUUCACCCAGCUUUCCCAGCCGACGAACGAACACGUUUGCAACAUUGGUUGGAAGUGCUUAACGAGGAAUCUGUAGACGGGUUCUAUGACUCAAAAAUCAACGACUUUCCUCAGCGAGAGAAUGUCAAUCGUAGACUGGAAAGUUGGCAAAAACAUCGACAACUGGAAAAGAAGGACUCUGGGAUAGGUUCUUUUGAAUAUCACUCCGGUUCGUUUAUCCCCCCGGGGCUACCUCCUCCAGGACUGCCACCCACCCCGCAUCAAAAUGCCACCAGCGCUCAUCCGAAAGUGUUCAAAACCCACAGCUUAAAUUCAGCUGUUAGUAUUCAGCAUGACAGAGCCACGGUCAGUAACGGCAGCGAGGAUGUCUUAGGCGAUGGAUCGGAGAUCAUCAAUCGUACUGGAAGAUCACUGUCGUUCCCAGUGGAUCCACAGAAGCUCAAUAAGAUCCCGUUAUCUCCCCAGUCCUCGUUUGAAAGUGAAACGGAUGAUGGGAACAAUGCUGCGAAAAUUUCAAAUUAUCCUGAAAAUCCAAACCCUGGAAUGAAAGAUUACAUAUUGUGGCUGAAGAGUUUACGAUUGCAUAAAUAUUACUCGCUGUUCUCCAAGAUAACUUACGAUGAUAUGUUUAAUUUGGCGGAGAAGGAAUUGGAAUCGAAGAAUGUUACAAAAGGCGCGAUGACGAAGAUUUUGUUGAGCAUUUCAAAAUUAAAUGAAAGAUCACAGAAGUUAACAAACCUUGAGAAGGAUGUUCCCGACGAAGGCAAGCUACCAUCGGUGUUGGAGUCAUUAAAAGGUAUUCUUCAAACACCAAUAAAGCCAUUCGUUCCUGUUGACAACCAAAACUUGGCUGAAGGUCAUUCUCCUUCGUCUACCCCUCAUCCAGAUGAUCUACCAUCACAACUUACCAAAGUAAUUGGGAAAGCUUGUACUCAACUUCUGGUUUCCAAACCCAAUGAAGAAAAUUUUGCUGUCUACAUCAGUCUUCUCGAGAAAGCUUUAAAUAAAGAGGCAUUCACAGCUCAACAGAAGAAACGUCUUCAGUCGUGGAAACAACAGUGUCAUAUGUCUGCCAAACGUUUUAACCUGCGUCGAGGCUCCCAGGACAGAGGACGCAGUUUGCCAUUCCACGCUGGAGAUUCAUCCACCAUCGGAGGAAGCGUUAAACGACAACGAGGCUCACAGCGUGGUCUUAAUAAACUAGGAGGAACAAAUAACAGCCAUAGCGGUGGAGUACCUGGUCCAAUGAGAAGCAAUACUACUGAUGGAUACUAUAAACCAAGAGCUCCGCUACGUCAUCACGCUCUUGUCUCUCGUACGAAGUCGGCUCCAGUCCCUGCUUCGAAACAAAAGCAGCCAAUGUUAGGACUCGUACACCAAGCUUCAAUUGAAAGUGUGGAAGGCAUUAACAACAGCUUGGAGUCGCUGUGUUUAAGUAUGACGGAACAUGCUCUGGCAGACAACACAGACUCUACUUGAUGAGGUAUAACGUGACACGUCAGCUGACAGGCUCAUGAUAUCCAAUAUCCUUGUCAGAUAUCUACCGUUAUUGUUGUGUGUGUGUUGUAACCUCGUGGAGGUCUAGUCUCUAGUUUCUAGUUUUAGUCUGGAUUUAUGUCAUUCUAUGCAUUGUGAGGUUUCUAUGUAAAUGUGGUUUUAAAAGAGGAUAUUUCCUCUGACUUACACCGAAUUAGCAUGGACUUUCUCUUAUACCGCAACUAAAGCCCGUUUUAUGUCUAAUAUUUCUAUUGAAUUCGGCAUGCCAUGAAAUCCCAAGUUGUUCAGGCCACAUCCACAUUUACCCAUAGUUAUCCUCAAUUGCACAUUGUCGUGUAAUCGUUGUACAUUAAUUUUUUGUUGCAGUUAAGAUUGCUAUAGUUAAUGCAAAAGUCGCAUAUUGUUCGCGUGAUCUCGGCUAGAUGCCUCGAUCACUGUGCUUUUGUGGGUCGCUAAGAAAGCGAGCUCUUAUAUAAAUAUUUAAACCAUGAAUUAACCACACCAUGACUGGUACUUCAGGUUAGUUAUCACGUAAUAAUUCAGCGUUGACGCAGUGCAAUGAUUUUAAAUGUCUGAUCUCACAGAAAUUCCCUCAAUUUGCUAGCGAAUUACAGCGAUUUGAUAAAGUUAAUCUUUCGGAUUCUUAGAAUAAUUUUUCACGUGUUUUGUUAAAUUUCGUCAUAAUAAUAAGUAUAACAGAUUAGCAAGUUUAUAAUACUUGUUUCACUAAAAGUUGCUGCUGAAUACUUCAUGGUAUUUCUAAUCAUGCGAUAGAGUCCUUCCUCAAUUGAUCGCCCCUUUUUUUAAGAAAAAAUUCUACCAGCAGGUUUUAGAAUACGGAGGAAACAUUUUCCCUCGCAUUUCACUUCUGUGAGAGAUGACCGUACAUUGGAAGCAACUGGAUUGCUUUGGACUAUACCAUCGAUUAAUAUAUUUUCUAGUCAGGCUAGUGGUUGAUACACUGACCUAUAUAUGUAUAUUAUAAAAACUCUUCAUGUUAAAAAAUAUUCCUUGCGACUGUAGAUUCAGUUGAGUGAAAAAGGGGGGAUUGCGCGGGCUAGCACAUCACCCGUGUAGGUAAUGUUUUAACCUUGUUAGCUUAGAAAGCCAUGAAAAUAAAGAUU
Dendronephthya gigantea is the source of this 3428-nucleotide messenger RNA. RefSeq names its product protein Smaug homolog 1-like. The transcript has 12 exons. Gene Ontology annotation, molecular function: mRNA binding; translation repressor activity; protein binding. Gene Ontology annotation, biological process: negative regulation of translation; nuclear-transcribed mRNA poly(A) tail shortening. Bases 397 to 2286 code for a protein of 629 amino acids. Lineage: Eukaryota; Metazoa; Cnidaria; Anthozoa; Malacalcyonacea; Nephtheidae. The record is from RefSeq and is a predicted model, not a curated record. Gene Ontology annotation, cellular component: P-body.